ACAUAUUUACGACAUUUUAAAAUUUCAGAAAAUAAAAUCUUUUUCAAAAUGCAGAUCAAGGCAGUUGAGGAUUUCAAAUCAAAGUUUAAAAGGAACCAGAAGACAAGGGAGAUGGUUUCUCACACAGGGAAGGUUCAUACUGUAGACUGGAGUACAGAUGGGAAAAAGCUGGCUUCAGGAUCCUACGAUAAGACAGUUUGUAUAUUUACUCUGGGAACGGAAAGAUUGGCCAAAGAACAUGUUUUUAAGGGACAUACGGAUUCAGUAGACCAGCUCUGCUGGCAUCCAAUAAAUCCAGAUCUUCUUGCUACAGCCUCGGGAGAUAAAACAGUCAGGAUCUGGGAUACUAAAUCAAAUAAAGCAGUCACUACAAUCAAUACAAAGGGUGAGAAUAUAAACAUCUCUUGGUCUCCUGAUGGUAAAACUAUUGCUGUCGGAAACAAGGAGGAUCUCGUCACUUUCAUUGAUUCAAGAACAUACAAGGUGAAGGGUGAGAAGCAGUCAAAGUUUGAAACCAACGAGAUCUCCUGGAACCUGGAGAACGAUCUAUUCUUUCUCACCAACGGACAGGGCUGUAUAGAGGUUUUAACAUGGCCAGAGCUAGAGGUGCAACAUAUAAUUCAGGCACAUCCUGGGAACUGUAUCUGUAUAGAGUUCUCCAGAUGUGGCAGGUAUUUUGCUACCGGAAGUGCAGAUGCUCUUGUAUCUGUGUGGGACGCACAUGAGUUGACCUGCAUAAAAACCUUCUCAAGGCUAGAAUGGCCGGUUCGAACGAUCUCCUUCAGUCACGAUGCUGCCCUGCUAGCGAGUGCCAGUGAAGAUAUGAAGAUAGACAUUGGUCACGUGGACACUACGGAGAAGGUUGCAGAGAUACCAGUAGAUUCUCCAACUUUCACAAUAUCCUGGCAUCCAUCCAGGUACCUGCUAGCUUAUGCAUGUGAUGACAAGGAUAAGUAUGCCAAGGAUCGAGAUGCUGGAAGUCUUAAGGUCUGGGGUUUCCCUUCGGACUAAUGAUUUCAACACCUGCUGUACCUGCAUUUAUUUUUAUUCACCUGUACUCUGAAAACAUCGUAAAUACAUGGAUCAAACCAAAUAAGUAUUUAACAAGUUUUUCUUUACGAUCGCUCAGCUUUGUGAACAAUCAACAGUCGAGAACUCCUGAGAUCUUUUGUCUAACAUAUUUUCAGUUAUCUAUGUACUUAUCUCCAUAAUCUUUGUAUUUCUUCUCAUGUACUUUAUGAACUCCUUGAACUCCUGAAUGUUUGCAGAA
Molecule: messenger RNA, 1270 nt
Organism: Eurytemora carolleeae
Lineage: Eukaryota; Metazoa; Arthropoda; Copepoda; Calanoida; Temoridae
Gene: tex
Product: THO complex subunit 3
Exons: 11
Coding region: 49-1011 (320 amino acids)
Biological process (GO): mRNA export from nucleus
Cellular component (GO): THO complex part of transcription export complex
Molecular function (GO): protein binding
Source: RefSeq, a predicted model, not a curated record